Daldinia caldariorum is the source of this 993-nucleotide messenger RNA. RefSeq lists its product as uncharacterized. Bases 1 to 993 code for a protein of 330 amino acids. Gene Ontology annotation, cellular component: plasma membrane. NCBI's taxonomy places the organism in Eukaryota, Fungi, Ascomycota, Sordariomycetes, Xylariales, Hypoxylaceae. The record is from RefSeq and is a predicted model, not a curated record. The transcript is spliced from 2 exons.
AUGUCUAAACCUUUCAUAUCUGGGGUCGCCUUUGGGGCUGCUCUAACCGCAACGGCCAUUUACGAACCGGGUGUCAUCAUCGGGCAAAUGACCUUCCAGAACUGGCAUAUGGUCCUCACGUUCCUGACAGCUUCUGGUACCAGCACUCUCCUCGUCAACGCGCUGCAACGACUAGGUUAUAUCCACCUGAACCCGCGAGAGUACUCGACAAUCGGCAUAUUUAGUGUUCUCGAUGGGAAUAUACUAGGGGGGUUACUUUUAGGUGCCGGCUUGACCAUAUCUGGAUCCUGCCCAGGGACUGUCUUUGCGCAGGUAGGGACUGGUAUUCGUUCUGGCCUCUAUACACUCGGUGGUGGGAUACUUGGUGGUAUAAUAUGGUCCGGCUUCCUGAGGUCGGCUCUUCGUGGUCAGGCGAAGUCGAGUACAAAGACACUAGACGGAAAAAGGUACCCUUUAACUCUAGACGAGUGGACAGGUACAAGUCGCCUGGGUACGAUUAUUGUCAUGGAGGCCUUGUUUGCGAGUGCCGCUGCAACAAUAGCCUAUCUUGCUUCCCCAAAAUCAGGUGGACUAGUGGAUCCAGUCACAGGUGGUAUCUUGGUUGCGGGUGCCCAAAUGGUUUCCAUCGUGACACGAAAGUCUCUACUGGGAACUUCAAGCUCCUUCGAGGAGGUCGGCGACUAUUUUUGGUGGACAUUGGGGCAGAGGAACAAGCCGAAGUCGUACAGUGCAAUCGCACUCACUACAGGUAUGAUAGUAGGGGCGCUAGCCGUUUCUUUGGCAUUACCAUCGGCGCGGGUGGCACCCGAUAUCACCAUUGAGCCCACUAGAGCAAUUCUUGGUGGAGUGCUUCUCGCAGUCGGAUCAAGGAUGGCAGGCGGCUGCACGUCCGGUCACGGAAUUUCCGGCAUGUCGCUUCACUCGGUUUCCAGCUUUGUCACUGUGGCUGCUAUGUUCGUCGGAGGAGCGGGCAUCGCCGCGAUCAUAGAGUAG